Messenger RNA from Penaeus indicus, 4098 nucleotides. RefSeq names its product tyrosine-protein phosphatase non-receptor type 13-like. The transcript is spliced from 22 exons. Gene Ontology annotation, cellular component: cytoskeleton. The record is from RefSeq and is a predicted model, not a curated record. Bases 1 to 4098 code for a protein of 1365 amino acids. Lineage: Eukaryota; Metazoa; Arthropoda; Malacostraca; Decapoda; Penaeidae. Gene Ontology annotation, molecular function: protein binding.
AUGGUUUACAUUUUUAACGUCGACCUCAAGAGUGAAAGGAAUCAGGCCCACGGACAAGCAAAUCGAGGGAGCCAGAAAUCAAAAGAGCGAUGGCCCUGGCAGACACACAAGCAACCAAGCAAUAAACCAGGAAGCAGGCAGACGGCGUGCGGCGAAGGGAGCGAAAAAUCAAGAGAGCUAAGUGGCCGGCGGCGAGAGGGCAAGCGAGCAGACAUCCAGGUAGACGUUCGUAAUGACACCAGGGAGAAGCUCACACAAUUGAACAAAGGAUACACGAUCGAUCGAUGUCAGUCGGAAACGAACAUGAAGGACUUCGAGAGCGGUCGCCAAGGGCAUCCUCGCCCCGCCGCCAGGGCGAGUUUCUCCCUGCGACAGUCGCAGACGGGCGGCGACCGGCAUGGAGGCGUUGCAUCAGUACAUAUGAGUAUAUUUCUGGUAUUAAAUCCAUUGCCCCAUAUUGCAAGAACAAUGACCAUGUCUGCGCCGGGGGUGAGCCUGUGGGAAGUGGUGGAGGCUCGAGGGGGGCCCCUGAGCGAGAGCGAGACCUGGGCCGUCCUGGCAGCCGCGGCCACCUCCCUCCAGGACACCGCACUCUCAGGCGAUGCGGCAGCGACAGGCAUGGGCGUAGUGACUCCCGAGAGCGUAGUGUUGCUGCGUUGUGGGCGUGUCGAGCUGUCGGCCACGGCCCCUCACUCCCCGGCGCACCCCCACGGGAACUAUCUGCCCCCCGAGUCCUUCGACGGCGACAGCAAACAGCCCCAGAGUGCCGAGAGGAGCGUGGUGUUCUCCCUGGGCCGGACGCUGUGGGCUUGUGCUGAGUAUGGAUCCACGUGCGGCCCUGACUCCCUGGACGGCUCCCUGCACCUGAUGUCGCCGGCCCUAAGGUCAGCCCUGUCGGCCAUGACGCACCACCGGCCCGCUCACAGGCUCUCCCUCGUCGACAUCUUCCAGCUUCUCGUCGAGCGGCUGAACGGGCAAGACCGACUCAAUUACACGGCGACCAUCCGAGCGCUCUACGAGGAGGUGCUGGGACCCCCCCAACCUCCCCCUCAGCCCCCGGACCCGGCCAGGCGACGCAACCGCUCCUACUCUGCCCUAGAACCGAAGACCUCCUCCUCCAGUAGGAGGUUGACGUCGCACAGCUGGAGUUCGGCGAGGAGGGCGACCAGCGUUGAGGAUUUGUCCAACCUCAACAUUCCACAUAAACAAGCUGUAAGCCACGUGAACCCCAUACUGGCAUCCAAUUCCCCAUCAGUACACAUCCUGCAGACACCAAAAGGACGUGCAGUCAUUAGGAUGGGAAGCAUACAAGAUGUCUCACUGCUGAAUCACUCGUCACUAUCCUCCUCAGAUAGGAUGGCUGACGAUGGGAUAAUUAAUGUGAGCUUAAGGAGGAAUCUGCUGCAGUCAAAACUCCAAUUCCACUCCAUUGACAAUUUAAGUCCAGCCAAAGAGAACAUUCAGCCGAGGUCUUUAGAUGGAAGCAGACUUUUCCGAGGAGGAGGCACCAUGAACCCUAUCCAGGAAGUGUCUCCCAUAAAGUCACCGCCGACAAAGUCUCUCUUGGAGACCUCAGGCUGCCAGACUCUCCCCGAAGACCUUGCACAUCCGAAGAUCUCAGACUUCAGAUUGUCGCCCUCGAAGGAUGCUCGGUUAGCCAUCACUGUUGGCAGAAGUGCAACUGUUGCUGGUGAUAUGAAGGGUCCUGGAAUGGAUGCUGGCAUUGGACCUCGAGUGCAAAAGAGGAUACCACCAAAAAAGCCUCCUAGAGCAAGAGCAAUGUCUGUUGAUAACUUGCUCAAUGCUGAGGUUGAAAUGCGGCAAGGGAAACAGGAAGAAAUUCCCAAAAAGAGGCGGAUGGUGACGCGAACUCCCUCACGUCUCUAUCGCUUUGCUGACCCAUCUGCUUUGGUCAGUCCUGGCUCUGUUGAUGGUAGAGGACCAGCCAUCUUGGGUCCGGAGUUUGUUGUUCGAAGCAAAGAGCCGGUGAAAAUGCUUUCUUUGUUGCAUGGUUCUCAAACACAGAGAAGUGUGGUGAAGAAGGUAACUGUGGUGUUGCUGACUGGGAGCCGCGUGGAGUUAAGCUGUGAUCCUUCAGUUACACGUGUCAACCAUGUGCUGCAGGCUGUAUUAGAGGAGGAAUCCAUUGCCCUUGCCCACCUGUUGGGUCUCGCAGUUUUGGGUGGAGGUGAAUUUCACUUUGUGGCCCCACAGACAAAGCUGCACAAGGUUGCUCCUCCUGGAUGGAAGGAACGCCAUCCAACAAAGGAUGGACUGAUCCAGGAUAAUUUCACACUUCAUUUGCGAAUUAUGUAUUAUUUAAAGUUCAGCCAUGUGGAUGAGAUGGAUGCACCGUCGAGGCAGCUGUUAUACCUGCAACUGCGACAUGACCUGUUGGAGAGUCGCUUGCCCUUGUCAGCUGAGUUACUUCUGCAGCUGGCGUCACUUGCUCUACAGGCUGAAUUUGGUGACCAAAGACAUCAGGAUGCAGGCUACUUCCUUCCUGAGCACUAUGUCCCUGAACCGCUUCUCCGUGGCAGACAAACUGCACAGUUAACAGAAGAUCUUCAGAAACGCCACACAACUUUGACUGGUUUGCUUUAUACAGUCGCUCAGACACGCUUCAUUAGCCUCAUUCAAGACAGCCAGCAUUAUGGAACUCAUUAUUAUCAUGUGACACAGGACAAGGGGCGACAACAGUUGUGGCUGGGCAUAGGACGGGAAGGAGUGCUUGUGUUAGGAACAGGCCCUCCCUCCCUAGAGGCAGUGUGCAGAGCUACAAUCCACGGCUGGCCAUCCAUCAAGAGACUUUCGUAUGCUUCGCACCGGCUCACACUUACACUCCGUUCUCAGGAGAAGGCCAAAAUUAAGUUUAAUUUGCAGGAAAACAGGAGCCGCCACGUGUUCUACCUGGCCACGGUGCACAAGAGCUUCCAUCGUGAGACGUCCGCGACACCGGUGGACCUGCCUCCUCCCGUGGGCCUCCACCUGGUCAGCGCGGCUGUUGCGGGAGCUCAGGGCGCCGCUCCUCCAAGCGAACUGCUGCACGCGCGCGCCCCCAGCAGCGCGUCCUCGGCCACGACCACCGCCAGGACCAGCCUCUCCUCUGCGGGAACGGCCGACGAAAUUCCUGGCAUCGGCGGGAGGCUGGGCGAGAGCGGCGCGAGCGGAGCGCAAGGCGAGGGCGUCAGGGGAGAGUACGCUCACGAACGAGCCCCUGGCCCGCCCUCCUGGCCCGGCGGGGAUACGAGCGUAGCGCCCAAGUCCUCGGAGGGCCUGUCCCGGGCCAACUUUCUGUCGGAGAUCCUGUGGCGCGGCGGCGGAGACGAGUCCGACGAGGUGUUUUCCCUGGAGAACCUCGAGAACGAGCAGCAGUGGAAGCAGAGGGAGCGGCAAAAGCAGCAGAGCAAGCAGGAGCAGACGCUGGACGAUAAGCCAGCAUCCACCACGCCCGACGGCAACGCCAGCGCGGAGAAGAAGGCGUCUCCGCACCGCGUGUUCCACCAAAGGUCGAAGAGCAACAUCGAGAGCGGGAGCGUCGGCAGCGGCGGCGCGGGCGGCGCGGGCGGAAUCGCGGGCGGCAGAGCGGAGCUGUCGCGCGAGUUCGGGAGCGACGAAUCCCUGCUGUCGUCGCCCAAGAAGGGCCAGACCGUGAGGAUGGGCACCCGCGUGUCAGCCGCGGCACUACAGAAGCGUCGUCUGCGAAGUCUGGAGGGUCUGGCACAGCUACCUAGCCUGGAGGAGCUCAACACCACGCCUCGGGCCAUUGUCGUUGAGCCGUCCAUCCGCAGCACGGUGGUGGAGGAGAGCGUGAGCGACUCCCUGGUGGAGCGGUUCCUCCAGUGCCCGGCCGCGCGCGGGGGGCCUGAGCGCCGCCUGGACACCGUCACCCUCCUGAAGAAGGAUGGCUCCCUCGGGGUCAUGAUCGCCGAGGGCGUCGACCACGGCCUCUACAUCCAGGCCGUGUCCCCGGGAGGGCCCGCCGCGCUGCAGGGCACCCUCAAGCCAGGUAGUCUUAGAGAUUAUGCUGUCGAUGCUAAAUACCACAGAUGGUCUAACUAUAUUCGGUUUGGAGUCCCUUUCGUAUCUGAAUAUUGA